UUUAGUUAACUGUCGCACGAAUUUGUUCGAAAUAUUUAUAUUGUUAGUUAGCUACGUAAUGUAAGAUUGUAAUUCCGAAAUAUUAUCGUUAGGAAACUUGUAGUUUUUUAGUUAUUAAUUUUUAAAGUUUAUAAUUUUUUGUACGAAAAAAGCGCAUUUAUCCGUUUUGUUGUGCAAAAAAAGCGGACCAAGACGUUCCAUUUCACUUUACUGUGACUUUAGUGCAUUGAUGCGUCAAAAUGUGUCUAAAAUAUGGAUAAUUUUGGAUUUUAGUUGUCGUAAAAUGGAACGUAUAGAGAGAUUUGACAUUGACAUUGAAAUAAAAAAUAACGGCAUUCCUUUUGCGCUUGCGUACCUGGAAUGUGCUCUUUUGUUUUUUGUGAUCUCCUAACGACCCCCGCGCUCUACCUGCACUUGUACCUGCUUCCCACGACGACCCGGCUUACGUUUUUUUGGAUUUUGGACCUUGCCCUAACGACGACCCACGCGCUGUACCUGGACUUGCCUUUGUUUGAAAUGGAACUACCUGCCGACGAUGUCGCCGGCCCCUCGGGCUUGGCGGGCCCCUCGGGCGCCGCGGACCUCAUUCCCCGUGCAGACAACGACCAGGACGGAGAGCUCUUGCCGGACCCCAACGACGGCAAUCGAGAGCUGUACGGAGACUACGUACCUCGUCGUUUGUACGUGGAUGAAAUUCUACAAAGAAUGAAUCACGCUCGUCUAGUGAGGGAGUGCGGCACGAAGGAGCAGUGCAUUGAAUUUGCAGAAGCAAAUCAAAUGAUACCAAUGCAAAAAUUAUGCCCCCGACACCGCUCACCAAUGCGGAUUGAAUUAACUGAAAAUAAUGUGGGCUAUUUUCGGUGCCACAAGGCUCCCUGCCGUAAUGCCCGUGGCAAAAUUACACGGGCAAGAAACACGUGGUUCGAGAGAGCAAAAAUUACUCUGCCGCAGGUGUUUCACUUAAUGUAUUGUUUCACCCGCCGGUGGAGUUAUGAGACGGCAAUCGAGGAAGACCCUGACAUGAGGGGGGGGCUACAAUGUUUGUCGAUGGCUACAGUUUCCGACUGGUAUAAUUACUGUCGCGAGACUGUAGCAAUAUACCAGCUGGAGAAACAAGAGACAAUUGGCAAGAUAGGUGGCCCUGGAAAAAUUGUCCAGAUUGAUGAGUCGAAGUUUGGAGUUAGAAAAUUUAACAAAGGUCGACGAGUGGAAGGCCACUGGGUGUUGGGCCUCAUCGAGGAUGGGAGUGAGGACCUGAGACUAGAAGUUUGCCCAGAUAAUAUAAGGUCAGCGGAAGUACUAGUGCCCCUCAUCAAAAAACAUGUUCUAGAGGGGACUACUAUACACACGGACUUCUGGCGGGCCUACGAUUGCUUGGCAGAACAUGGCUAUAUUCACAAAAAAGUGAACCACUCGGAUCCUGAUAAUCCCUUUGUGGCUCCAGAUGGGACUCAUACCCAACGAAUUGAGGCCCAAUGGCGGGUGGUUAAACGUUGGUUUAAAAAAGACAAUUAUAACCACCCGUCCAACUUUGCAGAUGUUGUAAUUGAAUAUCAGUGGCGGAGAUGGGUCCAAAAAAAUAAAUUGGACCCAUUUUAUGAACUAAUAAAAGCAAUAAAUCAUGUGUAUAAAUUUUAAUAAAUAUAUUUUUUUAAUCUAUUAAUGUGUUUCAUUUCACGGAUAUACUUUCCAAGCACUCACUACCUAAAGUUUUAUCCAUCCACCAAUUCCAUACAUUUUGAGGUUAGAAUAGGAAAAUUGAUU
Colias croceus (clouded yellow) is the source of this 1764-nucleotide messenger RNA. RefSeq lists its product as uncharacterized. The record is from RefSeq and is a predicted model, not a curated record. The coding region runs from base 361 to 1638 and encodes 425 amino acids. The transcript is spliced from 2 exons. Lineage: Eukaryota; Metazoa; Arthropoda; Insecta; Lepidoptera; Pieridae.